GCCAGUCAGACAAUUACAAUUAAUAGACAGGAAAUGAAUGAAUGAAUGUUGCAGGACUUCAUUUCUUCAUUUAAUCUGCCUCCAUCUAACGAGGUAAGAGUCUGUUCACAGCCGCACUGAGCUCCACCUUGAUGUUUUUCUUUUUUAUUCACAGUGAACUAAAAAUGGCAAACGGUAACGGGUACAGCCUGAACCCCUUCGACAACGACGACAGCAGCAUGGAGGACUCGGUGGAGUACAAACUCAUGAUGGCCUACGCCAAGAGGAGAAGGCCCAAGAAGGACGACGAGUCUCCGGUACAGACUGUAAAAAACGGAGGCUCGCACCCAAAGGGACCGUCCUCGCCUCAGACGCCGGCAGAGGACAGCGAGAAGACGACGCCGAAGAAGAAGAAGAAGACGGGGUGGAAACGUCUGUUCAAAUGCAUCAAACCUCAGACGGAAGAAGAAGAGCCGGGUCCAUCUGACCUGGACAGAAGUGCCUGUGCUGUAGAAAUCCCUGGUCUUCCAGAAGAAGAAGAAGAAGAGGAGGACGGAAAGUUGGAAGAGGUCGCAGGUCGACUGACAGCGAUCGCUAAAGAAAUCCCGUUCACUGCUCAAGAAGUCCCGUCCACUCCUACAGAACUCCAGACAGACUCGCCAGAAGAUGACGAUGAGGUGGAGAGAAUGAUCGGCCUGCUGUUGAGAGAGGCUGGAGACAAACUGAACGCCGAGGAGCUGAAAGAUGCCGACAUAUCUGCAGCUCUGUUCGGGAAAUACGAUUUCUUUGAGAGGUUAAUAACGGCCCUCUUGGAGAGGAUGGGCCUCGUGACCGCCACGCCCGGCGCUCUGGGGCCGCAAGCGUCACCCAAAACCCAGAUCGCCGUGACCUGCGAGGUCACCAGUCGUCUGUCAGCCGUGCACACGCUGCCCAUGAGCCGAAUGCUCGACCACGGCGCCAGAUAUCUGCAGAAGUAUUACUCAACCUGGGCGCAGGAGCAAGGCGGAUACGAGGAAGCUUUCCACGACGACGACGAUGACGUCCAGUGAAAUUAAAGGAAGGUUUUCUAAUCGGACAGCGCCCCCUGCAGCGAAUCCUUCCACUCUGUGACUAACCCAAACACUCCUUCAGCUUUUGACUUGAAGUGGAGAGCUCAGGCCUCCCACCGUUACCAGCAAUACAUCGAAUAAGACUCAGGGCUCCGUUCAGUUUACAGGCACAUAAACAACAAAACAGACCUGACGAGCAUUAAAAUAUCUGUGUGCAUUAGAAAAAUAUUAAAGAAUGUUUUUCUCUCUGUAAUUAAUAAACUGUUCAGGUCGUUUUGACGUGUCAAAGUUUUAAAAAGGACAUUAAACCAAAAAAUAAACUUUAUUUUGAUACUAACUACAGGUAUGAUUGUUAUUGUGAUCAACUGUUGACAGUAUAUAUAUAUUUUAUCUCAUUAAAUUUUUUUAUUUUUUCAGCACUUGCACUUUAAAAACAAAACAAAAAAACAAUAAUACUUUGAGCUGAGAGUUAGGACGUGCCAAGUUGCUUACCUGUGAUUGUUUCUGAUGUUAUUACUUUGUUUUUUUAACGUUUAUCAAUGUGUUGACUGUAAUUUUGCAUCUCUGUGUUCAAUGUAUGUUUAAAAUGACAAUAAAUAAUUUAUAUUAUUAAA
Molecule: messenger RNA, 1642 nt
Organism: Larimichthys crocea (large yellow croaker)
Lineage: Eukaryota; Metazoa; Chordata; Actinopteri; Sciaenidae
Product: apoptosis facilitator Bcl-2-like protein 14
Exons: 6
Coding region: 132-1028 (298 amino acids)
Biological process (GO): regulation of extrinsic apoptotic signaling pathway
Source: RefSeq, a predicted model, not a curated record